This is a messenger RNA of Pocillopora verrucosa, 3260 nucleotides long. RefSeq names its product glucocorticoid-induced transcript 1 protein. The record is from RefSeq and is a predicted model, not a curated record. NCBI's taxonomy places the organism in Eukaryota, Metazoa, Cnidaria, Anthozoa, Scleractinia, Pocilloporidae.
UUCUCUUGGCUGUAAGUUCAUCUUUGGAUACCCUGAACCAACACUUCCACGAGACACCAACACGUUCCCAUAAAAAGCUACGAAACUGUGUUUGCUUUACCGAAAGAAAAUCUAACCAUAAGGUUUUUCGGGACACAAUGGCUUCACAGCCGUCCCAGAGACCGCGUCGAAAUGCUUCGCCUGCAUCGAGCUCCAAACUACAACCUAUGCGGGCUACCUUACCAUUUUCGCUGAUAUCUCCCAGCAAUCCGAGUUCUACUCGCGGAAAUGGACUACGAAGACCAAGUCCAUCUUCUUCACCGGUUCAUGGGAGUGAAAAUGCCCUCAAACAUCGAAGAAGUUCUCCCGAAACACGUGGGUCUCCUGAGCAUCGUCGUAGUCCUUCUUCACCAUCUUUAUCUAGCUCGAAAGGUGAGAGAGGAAAAUUGUCGAAAAGCAGUUCGGGCUCCAUAAGAAGAACGCCAUCCAUAGACGCCAUUUCGCCUUACAUGAGUGGACAGUGGCCGAAAGACGUUGGAAGUUACGGUCCGAGUGUGUGCCAUAAAUCAACUCAGACACCAGUUUGGGAAGAGGGGGAUAUUGAAGAUAAUUCAGGAACAAGAAACAAGCGAUCAAAUUCCCUGGGAAGUGGAGACCAGAAGAUUAAAGAGAAAUUGAAACAACAUCUUCAACGCACAAAGCAAGGCAGUAAAUCUAGCCAUACGUAUGGCCGCCAGUCUCCCCUUCAUGGUGAUCAUACUGCUAUUCCAGCAAGCCGGCUGCCUCAGUCAAUUCCCAUUUCAAUCCCUUUGGGCCCAAGACCAUCAGAAGGACCUCAGAAAAGAAGCUUGGAAGGCCUAAACUCUGAAAUUCAGAAACUUGUUUUGACAGAUGCUUCAACAGAAAGGACAUCAGAACACGUUCCAGAUGGACGCAAAGCCCCUGUAUUUGAGGUACUGUCUGGGGCUCCUUUUCGGACAGUAGACACUCACACGCAGACUCCCUCUAAUAAUCAAGAGGGGCAAGAUAGUAGUGGCAGUGGUAGCAGCAGCAGCAGAAGCCAUUCUGCAUCCCCAACCUACCCCAUCAUGCCAGGGGCAUCUGAUUCAAGGCCUUCAUCAAGAUGUUCCUCAGGAGGUGCUGCAGAUGCUGAAGAAAAUGUUUCUCCUGAGCUUCCUUCAGGGGGUUCUAAAUAUGCCUCCUCACCAAAGCCCAAUAAUUCUUAUCUGUUUGCGAGGGAGCCUCCUGAUGGAGCAGAGAAAGUCCCAUUACAUGUUGAAGAUGCUGACAGAAGUGCAUCGCCCCAGAUUUUUUGCCCAGACAAGACAAAAGUGAACUUCAUAACCAUCCCUGCAAGAUCAGCAUUUUCUGUCUUCAAUGCCCUUCCUUCCUUGCCCAAGGUGGCCGUCACCUCUCCAGCAACAGCAAACCAACAGUUAUCACAAGUGGAGGCUUCUCAGUAAUAAGAACUGCAAGGGACUUAAACAAGCUGCAAACUGUUGCCAUGCAGUUCAACCAUGAAACUGAAGUACUUUAGAAAUACAAAAAACAAAAACAAAACAAAACAAAAAAAGAUUAACAAAAAUAACUAAUUUAUUGCAAGCAUUAAGAAUGACUAGAGGGUUCUUCUUAGUUUCCUCUCUGACUCCUGUGCAUUAACCUAUUUAAUUAUUUUAAAACAUCUUUUCUUAAAUUGUCCUAAUGUACCUGUUUUAUGAAAAAAUUUGAUAUCUUGACCAACUUGUUUGGUUUGAGAAAGUAGUGUGGGGGUGGAUGUUUUGUGCUUCAAUGAAGAAGUACUUGUGAUAAAAUUAUUCUUCUGUUGUUUUUCUCUUUCUCCACUGGAUGAAGAUGGCUGCUCUACAUGACUGGCAUUUCUUUUCCAGUAAUAGUGUGUUUCAAGGAGCUUGUGUAUAUGGUAAUGAAAUUUGUAAGGUCUUGUAUAUUGAGGCAUUUGUUACUUAAGAUCUCUGAACAUUAUAUAUUGUCUCAAUUUACCCCCUAACUCCCAAGAUCUCAACAUAAAUUUCCUGCAAUGUCUGUCACAUUUCUUUUCAAUUGAGAAUUUGGCAUUUUGGACGAACAACAUCUCCGCAUUUAAAUCUUUCUUGCUUCUCAUCACCUUCCUGCUUGCAAAUGUUGAUACAGUUUGAAGAGGAAAUCUGUUUUGGGUACACUGGGAGUGAAUGGAUAAAGGAAAAAUUGAACACUUUUGAAAUUUCAAUUUUUUUAGACUGGUCCUUUAUAAAAAGGAAACAGUUAUGCAAUGUUUGGGAGAGAAGGAUGGUUUUCUUGUGAUCCUGGUGUUGGCUUGGUCUUGAGUCAGGAAAAUGUAAAUGAUGGCUCUGGUUUGAUUUUUUUUACUCGAACAUUUGUAAGUUACCACAAGAAGUUUGCAUGUUGGAGUUCUUUAGUUUGUGUGUUUUUUUUGCUGUUGUUGUUGUCUUUUUUUCAACAUGUUUGUUUGAUGUAGUGCUAGUGUUUGGAAGCUUUCUUAAAGAAAUUUUAUACAAAAAAAGUACCAACCACCCUUGAUGUACCGUUGUCAGGGGGCAUUUGAGUGUUGAAGAUUGUAUAUUAUGUUGUUAUUCUGUCAUGUUAAAAAAGUGUACUAUAUUGAUAGAUUUAAUAUUAAGUGUAACUUAAAGAAGACAAACCUUUCAGUGAUAAUGCGUUUAACAGUUAAGGAGUUUUAUAUAAAAAGAAACCUAUACAGCAUUCACUGGCUUAAUUCUUAAUGUAUACUACAGUUCUUGAUGUAAAUAUUUUAUGGAUUGAAAUAACUAUAUAAUACUUGUAUAUUUUUACACUGAAAGAAAAUCAAAUCUGUUGUAGAUUUAUUGGACAGUGAAGACUGCUCCAGAGUUUGUGUACUGAGACCUGUUUUGUGCCUCUUCUAACUGAUCUACUGGCUAGGUCAGUGUUACCGGUAACCGAAAGUACAACUUCUGCCCUUGAAUAAUGUUGAACAAGAACUAAAAUUUUCUGUCAGGGAACAUUCUCGUAUUUAUUUUGUGGAAUUGUCAGUUUCUGUCAAGAGAUGUGUUUAGGUUGGCUUCCUUGGAUUUUUUGAACCAGUCCCCAGGUAUAGGGUGUGAUUUCACAUCUUGAAAAAGUGAUGAUAAUGAUCAUUUUAUAAUUAUCCAUGUCUUAACAUAUCUUAGAUGCUCUCUGUAUUUUAGGAGAGUAUAAUUACUUGGACAUACGUUUUGCUAAACACAUGUAACUUAUUGUAUUCCUAUUACCACAUACUCAGUACUAUUAAAAAUUUUAACAGAAAA